Molecule: messenger RNA, 333 nt
Organism: Dioszegia hungarica
Lineage: Eukaryota; Fungi; Basidiomycota; Tremellomycetes; Tremellales; Bulleribasidiaceae
Product: cytochrome oxidase c subunit VIb-domain-containing protein
Exons: 2
Coding region: 1-333 (110 amino acids)
Cellular component (GO): mitochondrion; respiratory chain complex IV
Source: RefSeq, a predicted model, not a curated record
AUGUUCGGCUUCGGUUCCUCCUCCGCCUCCUCAUCCACCCCUCCCCCCGCCUCCGAACCCACCGUCGCCCCUACCCGCGAACAGCGGAAACACUGCUGGGAGUCCCGCGACGCCUAUUUUGCGUGUCUGGAUAAGGGCAAUGUCAUGGUAGCCGGAGGAACAGAACCAGGGGAGGCGGGAUGUAAGGCGGAACGGAAAGGGUACGAGGUGCACUGCGGGAAGAGCUGGAUCGACUACUUCAACAAACGGAGAACACUCGAGCUGCGGCAAAAGGCGACGGUGGAAGCAGCAGCAAGGCAGCGAGACUCAAAUCCAGCCAAUAAGGGAUUAUGA